AGUCCAAGGAUGCCAAGUCGUGACGAGUCAAAAAACGGCAAAUGCUGGCCGUCAGACUCGCUGACCGGUGUUUGUCCUUCAAGUGUAUAAAGGCAGCUGGAAAAGUCGGCUUGAAGGCAUCAGACAUUACUCGCCUGUUUUGGAAUCUCCUCAUCUGAACAAUAUGCACGCUUCAUUCUUCACCGCCAGCCUCGUUGCGCUCGCUGCCAUUGCCUCAGUUGUGUCUGCCCAGAGUAUCCUCCCCAAAGAUUGCGACCGUAAUGUAACUGUUCGAGCUAUGGAUACAUGUGACGGAAUCUCCGCAGCGCAGAGCGUUUCAACAUACCAGCUAGCGGCAGUCAACGAUGGAACCAUUGACCCCGGUUGUGAUAAUUUGUUUAUCGGACAAAUCAUAUGCCUUGGACUCAGCGGCCAGGAUUGUGAUGUUACCCAUGUUAUGGAGGCGGGCGACACGUGCCAAAGCGUUGCCGAUGCGGCUGGCAUCCCGAUCAGCACUUUGCUCGCGAACAACCCGAACGUGAACAGCAACUGCGAUAACGUGUACCCUGGCGAGGUUCUCUGCACUGCGAGCAAGAUCUAUGUGAAGACCGCCUAAUCAAAUUGAGCGAAUAUGUAUUCCUGAGAAAUUGAUUUGAACAGGACGGCAAUAGAAUGGCGUAUGAACUGGUUCUCUAAAAGUAAGGGAGAGACGAUACGUACCCUUCAGUCAUUUACACUGUAUGUCCCCAGGAAAGAUAAAUGCGCACGGAGCUCCCUAGGUCAAUUUCAACCUGUCUCCGUGAGAGUAAGUAGCACUGGGGCACACAUAGACCACUUACUCAGCGUGUAGCCCUUCGUGUGCUUCUAUAAGUACCUCAAGAUACUGUGGAUAUUUGCUAGCCACGUGUAAUUAAUGGAUGAAUCGAAGGAGCGGGAGGAAGGGAUAGACAUGGUGAAGGUAAGUCAGAACAA
Suillus fuscotomentosus is the source of this 951-nucleotide messenger RNA. RefSeq lists its product as uncharacterized. Bases 164 to 595 code for a protein of 143 amino acids. The transcript is spliced from 5 exons. Lineage: Eukaryota; Fungi; Basidiomycota; Agaricomycetes; Boletales; Suillaceae. The record is from RefSeq and is a predicted model, not a curated record.